CCAAGGUAUUUCUCUCCCUUAAUCUCUUUUGUUUCACAGAGGUCAGCAGUCAGAGAUGUGUUUGAAGCUUCUCCCCAGAUGCCUAAGACAGGAACUCACGUGAUUAGAAUGCUUGUUUCUGAUGUUGGGUAUCGGAAGAGAUGUUCUACUUACAGGGUUCUCAGAUGCUGCAGGUUCUGGAGAACUCCCUGAGGAAGCACCUGCCUGAAACCUUAAAGGUUUAUGGGACUGUCUUCCACAUGAAUCAGGGAAACCCAUUCAAGCUCAAGGCUCUGGUGGACAAGUGGCCUGAUUUUAAUACUGUUGUUAUUCGACCUCAGGAGGAGGACAUGGAAGAUGACCUGGACCACUACACCAACACUUACCUAGUCUACUCUAAGGAUCCCGAGAAUUGUCAGAAGUUCCUCAGCUCAUCAGAAGUCAUUAACUGGAAACAACAUCUACAGAUUCAAAGUACACAGUCAAGCCUGGACAAAGUGAUAGAAAGUCUUGGAGCCAUUAACUUGGGCAAAGUCAAGCAUACACAGUGCUUUCUCUAUAUGAUACUUGAAACAGCAAAGAAACUGGCUCCUUCCUUGGUGGAUGGGAAUAACUUUGUAUGCAGAAGUGACACGUCCAAGCCCAUUAAUCAAGAAUUGUUCAAACUCACCUCCCUGGAUGUUACACAUGCUGCGUUGGUGAAUAGCAUCUGGCAUUAUGGUGGCAAUGAGAAAAGUCAGAAAUUCAUUGAGCGCUGUAUCCACACCUUCCCCAGCUCCUGUAUUAUGGGGCCAGAGGGGAUUCCCGUGUCCUGGGGCCUGAUGGACCACACUGGAGAAAUGAGAAUGGCAGGCACCUUGCCUCAGUACCGCAACCAGGGUCUCCUUUACCAUGUUGCCUCCCACCAGAUUCAAACUCUAGAUGAUCUUGGCUUCCCUAUGUAUGCACAUGCGGAUAAAGCUAACUUCAACAUUCAAAGAGUGGUUGCCAGGCUGGCUCAUGUCCCCAUGCCCUGUACUUGGAACCAGUGGAAUUAUGAGCCUCUAUGAAGCUGAAAAAAGUGAUGAGGAUACAGUCCUUGUAGACGGAGAAACAGCUGAGUGAACAGAGAGAAAUAAUAAAUGGUCAUUAGGUGACGUGUGUUUCUAGAAAGCAGGGGUAUAUCAUGAACUGCACACACAGUUUCUCUGCCUUCACAUUGCUCACACACUUAACUCCACUUCCUUGUCAUGCAGAAGGUCACUGUCUCCUGCUCCAACUCUGUCACAGGUCUCACAUUCUCAAGAUGCCUCCAACACAGUGGUUCUCAAACUUCCUAAUUCUGAUACCCUUUAAUACAGUUCUUCAUGUUGUGGUGAACCCUAACCAUAAAAUUAUUUUUGUUGCUACUUUAUAACUGUUACUUUGCUACUGUUAAGAAUCAUAACAUAUAUAUCUGAGUUUUCUGGUGGUCUUAGGCAACCCUUUGAAAGGGUCAUUCAACCCCCAAAGGUUUUGCAAUCGAAGGUUGAGAACACUGCUCUAAUGCAUUUAACUGAAUCAGUUUCUUUUCUACUUUGCUUUUACAGAUUCUGAUCCAUUCCCAUUAGCAAGUAGGUUUGUUUUGUGACCUGCCGCACCAUACAUUAAAACCUCAUCUGGCUUUCUGUUGUUUAUCUCUGAUUGACUGGAGAAGUAGCUUGUCAUCUAUAAAUACCUAUUCAAAAUCUUUAUCUCCCAGGUCACUUCCUAGGUGUUAUUUUUUAUGUAAAAACUACUAUACAUGCAUGCACAGAUGCACAAUGUGUGUGGUGAAAUUGUAGAAUUAGUAAGAAAUAAACUAGGGAUCAGCAGGUACAGAUACUGCAGCCAAGCCUGGAUACUUGAGGUCAAUUCCUAGGAACCACAUUGUGGAAGAAGAAACCAGUUCCAGCAAGUUGUCCUCUGUCCUCCACAGGUGUUCUGUGACAUGUAUAAUCACAAAUAAAUAAUAAAUAAAUGUAAUUUUAAAAAAGGA
Molecule: messenger RNA, 1975 nt
Organism: Arvicola amphibius (Eurasian water vole)
Lineage: Eukaryota; Metazoa; Chordata; Mammalia; Rodentia; Cricetidae
Product: glycine N-acyltransferase-like protein Keg1
Exons: 6
Coding region: 141-1028 (295 amino acids)
Cellular component (GO): mitochondrion
Molecular function (GO): glycine N-acyltransferase activity
Source: RefSeq, a predicted model, not a curated record